CACCAGGCUAAAGAGAUGCCCUAAAGCGCCCAGCCUCUGACCGCAGACACCGCUGACCAUCCAUCAUGUUCCGCUUCAUAAUUGUGUCACUUGUAUUAACUGCAGUAAACGCCAGCUGCAAAAGGAAGAGCAACGAAUGCCCUUUGGACGUCUUCAUUGUUCUGGACACGUCAGAGAGUGUGGCACUCCGAGAAAAACCGUAUGGCUUCUUUGUUGAAAAGAUCAAGAGGUUUGCACUUGACCUAGUGGAGCAGAUGAGCAGCAGGUACUACCGGUGUGACCGACGGCUGACUUGGAACACCGGCCUCCUCCACUACAGCGAUGAGGUGAUUGUCAUGAGUGAGCUCACCGGUGUGGAACACAACAAGUCACACAUGAGUCGCGUCAUUAACAGCGUGGCAUACAUCGGCAAAGGCACCUACACCGACUGUGCGAUUGCAACGGCGGCAGAGCAGCUGACAAUGGGAAGCAUUCCCUUCGAUGGAAACAAGUACAUGGUGGUUGUGACAGACGGGUAUCCUAUCGAUGGCUACAAAGAGCCCUGCGGAGGAGUCAGCCACGCUGUAGCCGAAGCCAAGGGACUGGACAUUAAAAUAUUUGCAGUGGCCAUCACUCCAGAUCACCUGGAGGAGAGAAUGGGCGUCAUAGCCACAGACGCUCGCUACAGGUACAAUCUGUCAGCAACGAGCGAAGACCAGGCGGUCAUGAGGGCCACCAUCAGCAGCAUCCUUUCCACCAUUUAUAAAGACAGUGAGUCAUCGUGCUGCUCCGUCGAGUGUAAGGCUGAGUCUGGAAUUAUGGGACAAACCGGAGAACCUGGUGGCCCGGGAACUCCAGGAAGAGGAGGACCUGCAGGACACCCGGGUGGCAUCGGUCCAAUGGGAAAGAAAGGUGAUCACGGCCCACCUGGACAUCGAGGAGAAAAGGGUAACAAAGGGUCUCCUGGCAUCCGGGGUUCAAGGGGAGCACCUGGACAAAAGGGAGAUAAAGGAGUCGCUGGGAUUGACGGCAGACCUGGAGCCAUGGGUGAACUAGGAGUGCGGGGCUUACCAGGCUGUAAAGGAGAUGAAGGACCAGACGGAGAUCCUGGCACUGCGGGUCAAAAAGGAGACCAAGGCUCAUUUGGACUGAAAGGACAGAAGGGCGAUGGAGGUCCGCCUGGCUCUGCAGGAUGGCCUGGUGUAUCAGGAUCAGCUGGACCCAAGGGAGAUCCUGGGCUGAGAGGCGUCAAAGGAGCCCCCGGUGAUCGCGGAGAUGAUGGCGACUUGGGACCUGCGGGACCUGCUGGGGCAAAGGGCGAAAAAGGAGAGCCAGGACUGCAGGGGCGACCCGGACCUCGAGGGUCACAAGGCGACAAGGGGACUGCUGGUCCUCCAGGGGCCCAAGGACAUGAAGGGCUCACUGGCGAUCCGGGAUCUCCGGGUUCGGGAGGGACCAGCGGGUUAAAAGGAUAUAAAGGAGAGCCUGGAGUCCCGGGGCCUCAGGGAGUUAAAGGCUUAAACGGAGCCCUCGGACCACCAGGAGAGGUGGGGCCAACUGGAGAAAGGGGGGAUGAGGGGUCACUUGGCCAAGGAGUAACCGGCUAUCCUGGAUUUCAGGGAUUCCCCGGACCCCGAGGCCAAGUUGGACUAAAGGGUACUAAAGGUUUCACUGGACUGAAGGGUGAGCCAGGACCACCUGGAGACAGAGGAGAAGAUAAUUACCUUCCCGGAAAAGAAGGCCCAGCAGGACCAAAGGGAUACCCAGGACAUCAAGGUGAAAAUGGGUUAACAGGAAUGACCGGACCUUCAGGGCCAAAUGAAUGUGAAAUGCUGGAAAUCAUCAAGAAUCUCUGCUCCUGCUGCGAGUGUGACUGCGGCCCGGUGGACCUGCUGUUUGUGCUGGACAGCUCCGAGAGCAUCGGCCUGCAGAACUUCACCUUGGAGAAGGAGUUUGUCAUCCGGGUCAUCAGUAAGAUCACGCAGAACGGGAAGAGCAAGAUUUCACAAAAGUCCACUUUUCAAGUGAUCCAGUACAGCCAUCACGGCACUCGGCAACUCGUUGACCUGAGCGGCCCCCGGAAAUCUGUGGCCGAAUUGAAAAGAGCCAUCAAGAACAUGCCUUGGAUUGCCGGAGGGACCUUCACCGGUGAAGCCCUGGAUUUCGCAGCCCAAUCCUUUGCCAAAUCGUCCUCAUCGAACAAAGUGGCUGUAAUCCUCACUGACGGCAGGUCCGACUCUAGAGACCCAAAACCAAUCUCAGCCCUCUGCAAGGUGUCCGGCAUGAGAGUGUUUGCCAUUGGAGUAGAGGACAUAUUUAGAAAAACGUCAGAUCAUCGUGCACUCCAGGAAAUCAGCUGCAAAAACACUGCAAGUCCCGGGAGGUACCUGAACGUCGCCGACUACGCCGAACUUCUGGAGGAAGCCUUACUACAGAAUGUCACGAGGUUUAUCUGUCAGGAUCUGACGUGCCCAACAUAUUCCUGUCCAGCUCGAUUUAAGGAGCCGACAGACAUCAUAAUGGUGAUGGAUGGGUCAGCCAGUGUGGGAAAGAAGAACUUUGAAAUGACAAGACACUUCGUGGAGAAGGUAGCAGAAAAAGUUCUUCCCGAGUACUCCGGCCAGGGUUGGUUCCUCAGACUAUCUGUUGUCCAGUUCAGUGGCACACAACAGCAAAAGGUGGAAGUGCCGUUCACCAGCCAGCUCACCGACGUGCACCGUGGGGUAAAGGCAAUGGGGUAUCUUGACCAAGCCACCGAUCUCCCUGCUGCCUUGACUUUCCUGCAGGAACUGAUGAGAAGGGAGGGUCGGCCCAAUGCGAGGAAGAAGGUGGUGUUCUUCUCGGAUGGCCGGUCUGCUUCUGCAGUCCAAGCUCAGAUCCCUGAGAGAGCAGCCGCUGCCUUAAAGGAGAACCUUGAACUGUUUGCCGUGACCUUUGGCAGCGAUUUUGAAGAAAGGGGCAUCAGCCAGCUGGUUACGGGACAAGCCGGUAACUUCAACUACACGAAAGUCGAGGAACGGGUGUUUCGAGUUUUGCAGUACCCUGAUUUGACUAAAGCUGUAGUGAUGGAGAACUUCAUUAAAAGGCUGGCAGAGGCCUAACGUGUACCCACCUCUGUCCUGCCAGUCCUUCACUGUCACAGCCUUCUGUUUCGUGAGCUGUGGGAUGGAAAAAAAGAAAUGAUUCCAAAUUUCUUCUAUAGUUCCCUUCUCCGUGUACACCAAUAUGAAGUACUUUACACAGGUGUACAGUUCAAGUUAAUAAGAUAAAUUAGGGGAUUGAUCAAUACUAGAUUGAUAUGAAAGGCGCUAUAUAAUAGCUAAAUAGACAGGUAGAACCUAGAGUAACACUUUACCAGAAGCUUGAGAAAAACAGAAAUAUGAUAACAAACCAAAACUCAAUAAACGCACCCGAGAACGCCUGGCUUGGACAAUAAGAGAGCUGCUGCCGUCUCCUACUAGGCCUGUAGGUGGCAGUAAGAUGGGCUCAGCCCUGCCCACUUGUGACAUUUGGACAGGGCAGAGCCACCUGGUUACGUCCACAAACAGAACUCGCUCACAGACGUUGGUUCCUGCUAACGUUCCCCUGGUUGGAGUCCCCCACACUCAUCACUGAGUGAAUCAUUUCUGUUGUGGAGUUGAUAAACGCGUCACCAGUGCGAUGUCACUUAUCUCCCGUGGCAGCAACGUGGAUCAGUUCGUCAGUAUUUCAGUGCCUGGAUGACAUAUUUUAGUUGUAAUUAUCAAAAAGUAAAGGCGAUUUGAAAAUUUACGCGGCCACCUCAAUACAUAGGAACUGACACAAUACAACACCUUUGCAAUGCCUUAUGGGUAGU
Polypterus senegalus (gray bichir) is the source of this 3814-nucleotide messenger RNA. RefSeq names its product collagen alpha-1(VI) chain-like. The transcript is spliced from 36 exons. The record is from RefSeq and is a predicted model, not a curated record. Bases 66 to 3080 code for a protein of 1004 amino acids. Lineage: Eukaryota; Metazoa; Chordata; Cladistia; Polypteriformes; Polypteridae.